AUCGUUUUAAAACGAACAGACCAAAUAUACCUUGCAAAAUUAUUGAAAAACUUCCCAAAAAUAAUUAUAAGUUAGGUUGCAAGUCUGGAAUUUUGGAAAUUCCUUAUAAUGGGAAUAAUUUAGAACCUAUAAAACUAAACAGUUUGCCUGAAUUAGAUAAUAUACCCAAUGAUAUUAUUAGCGUUAGGGUAGCUUCGAGAUUGCAAAAUAUAUCAAAAAUUGAGAUUUCUGAUGUAAAAUGUCAAU
Funneliformis geosporum is the source of this 246-nucleotide messenger RNA. Lineage: Eukaryota; Fungi; Glomeromycota; Glomeromycetes; Glomerales; Glomeraceae. The record is from the annotation of a GenBank genome assembly.